AUGAACAACUCCAAACGACGUUCGGUCAGCUACGACACGAACAGAAUCAAACUCCCGUUUUCCCACAACAAUACGUCCCGUCUGCUGAGCAUAGACAGCGAAGGUGUUGUCAGUAAUACCACCGGACUUCGUACCGCAUCCGAUGGAGUCAUCUACGGAACCAGCAGUAUACAACAGCAGCAGCAACAGCAACAACAACAACAGCAGCAGCAACAACAGCAACAUCAACAACACCCCUACUUUCAUAAACCAACUCCACGUGGAAAAGACGAAUUCUUCAACUUUUCCCCCAUUGAGCCAACAGAAUCAACCAACUCGUUCAAACAAGUCAAGACGCAGUUUAGUUUCUCCGAAAACGACGACUCACUCCAUGAGUUUUUAAUAUCUCCCAUCAAGUCUGAUAUAUUCCCCUAUAGAAAACACUCCGAUGACACGACAAUAAGUCCCGUGCUUGAAUCUCCCGAAAACACAUUGAUAGAAUCGGCAUCUCCGCCAAAACUGGCUACCACCAGCCGAAAUUCAGGCUCAGUUACCGGAUCCCUCGGUCUGAUCAUUGGCAGUUACAACUACAGCAAAAGCUCCACCGAAUUGCUCCCUAAACACAAACAAUCGGAAAAUGAACAAUACGACCAUACUCGACAUAAAUCUGAAUCAUCCACCAUUUCCCAAGGUUCAACCACGUCGGUGCCUACUCCCAAGGAUAAACGGUUUGCGCGAUACGUCAACCAAUCCGUCAACAAUACUUCCAAAUGGCAGAUCUCCAACGUGUUGAAAUGGCUAGAUAUACACCAAUUCAACAGCUCGUGGAAGGAGACGUUCCGCAAGAAUGAAAUCUCCGGAAACCGGUUCCUCGAAUUAGAAAACUUUGAUAGAAACUCCAUGAUUUGGAAGCAGUUUAGCAAGUACUUGGACCUCGACGAUAACUUAAACAGUAUCGACCGGUUUAUUGAAUUGCUACGCAAGGAAAACAUGAAUGAACAAACCAAGGAACAUCGCAAGUCCAGUCCGAUAUUCCCUACUCCCAAACAGAAAUUGCCCAUGUCAGCUACUUCGUCCUCGACUUCGUUAAAGUACAUCCCGCCACAACGCCCGUAUUCUUACAUUGACCCAAAAGUGUCUAGUCAACUUCCAUCACCUUCGCACCACCUGUUUUUCAGAAAACACAAUAGAUCGACAUCCACCGACGGGAACAGUCCGAUAGUACCGAACUUUUCCAUGUCAGACUACAAGACCAACGGCAAGACCAAACCAGAUCUGAAGAAAGGGAUAUUCAGCUCAUUCCGAAAGUACGGUGGUGAUAAAGCCGCUGAUUUGGUCAAGCACAAACCUCAAAAGUUCCCCGUUAUAGACUCCUUGCCUGCACUCGAUGCCAACCCUGACUUUUUGCGGCCACACAACAGCUCCAUAUCCAGUAUCAGUCCAAUAUCGCCCAUUGAACGGGUUGACGAAAAGUAUUUACCAAAAGUCACCCACACCAAUGCUUCAAUCUUGAUUACUCAGGACAAUAGACAUUUCAUACCCAUGGUUAUCACAUCAACGGAACCAGAACACAUUCGUAAACGAAUCAGCCAGGAGUUGAAAUUAGAAGAAUACACGAUACAUUUGACCGAGUUCAAUGCCACUGAAGGUGCACCACUACCAGAUGAAGUCAUACCCAAAGCAAUCACUAACGGUAUGAACAAAUUCCUCAUCAAACAACAAUUCAAAAUGGAAAGACGAGACACAGGUGCAUCCUCGGAUUCAUUCGAACUAGAUAAGACAUAUCCUGCCACACCCCAAUACCUUCUUAACGAACUGAAGGCAGCCACAGAUUAUGUCAAUUGUAAGGAUUUACCUAGUAUUCGAGAAGAUCCCAAGCGACCAGUGCUUCAAGCUACACCACCAUUAGUCAUUGACACCAAUAUCCACCAGGAAAAGUCAAGCUCACCCUUGUCAGCCGGUUCACUUAAUUCAUUUAGAGUUAUACGAAGCCAAGGAAACGAAAUCAAUUUUGAUUUACGGAGAAAGUCUCCUUAUGAGUCGAAACCAAAGAGCAUUGCAAUGCCUGUCAAGGAAUUGCCCGAGAAACCACUAACCAAGAAGCCAUCGGUGAAGGUAAGUGAUAGUAUCAAGGCGAAACGAGUAGCACCGCCUCCACCGGGGGACCGUAAGAUCCAGAUCAAGAAACAGGAUUCGAUAUUGCGAGGAAGAUCAAGUUCGACCACGAGUUAUGUUUCCAAUGGGACAAAUAGUCUGAAUACCGAUACAUCAUUGCAAAAGAGCAAAGAUGACAGUUCCGAUGAUGACGAUUUCCUUGUCAAGUCGAUCAAGCCAAAGUUUGACCCAAAACCUGUUGCAUCCGAUGACGAUGACGAUGAUGACUUUUUCGUUAAACCAUUCAAGAAACCGAUAACCAAGAGUACCCCAGAGAAACCGUCGUAUACUAGAAACGCAGCAUCUCGUAUGAGCAUCCGGCCACCAGUUGAGGAAGUUUACUCCAAUUUAGAAAAAUAUUUCCCUCAUACCAAUUUAGAUAAACCUAUAAUUGAUGAUUCUCCGGCAUCACCCACUGAAGCUACCCUAACACGCAAGCCCACUAUUUCGAGAACGUUUUCCAAUGCCAAUAUUUCACCAGUGAAUCCCACACCCACACCACAGCCACAGCCGCAAGCAGCUAAACCAGAUAAUCAAUCGCUCGGAUUCAGACGGAUGAAGACAAUUAGAGUAGUUGCCAACGAAGCAAGACGAAAAGUACUCCAACGGAAGCAAAUCUCGCCACCCAACACAUUUGCUAAUAUCACUAGAGAAAAUAGCAUCAAACUUUCUCGAUCAAACACGAAGAUGUGGGGACAGCGAGUUAUCGAAGUGACAUCGCGUGAGAUUGAACAGGGGUUCGUGAGUAAACUACGUACUCGCAAUGGCAACUUCCAAGAGUUUGCUUGGAUAAAGGGUGAGCUAAUUGGAAGAGGAUCCUUUGGAGACGUAUACCUUGGAUUAAAUGUUACCACUGGUGAAAUGCUUGCUGUUAAACAAGUGGUGUACAACAGGUUAAACUUGAAUGGGAUUGAGGCAUUACAUAAGGAAGUGGAGACCAUGAAGGAUUUGAACCAUGUCAAUAUCGUGCAGUAUUUAGGAUACGAACAAAAGAAUAACGUGUACAGUUUGUUCUUGGAGUAUGUGACUGGUGGGUCGAUUGCCAGUUGUUUAAAGAGUUAUGGUAAGUUUGAAGAGGUGAUGGUGAAGUUUAUCACCAAGCAGGUGUUGCUAGGUCUCGAGUAUCUUCACGAGAACAAUAUCAUUCACCGGGAUUUAAAAGCUGAUAAUUUGUUGCUUGAAAUCGACGGGACGUGUAAGAUAAGUGAUUUUGGGAUCAGCAAACGGUCAAGCGAUGACAUCUACAGUAACAAUGCCAAUAUGUCGAUGCAAGGAACGAUAUUCUGGAUGGCACCGGAAGUGAUAGACAGUUUAGUUGAGGGAUACAGUGCCAAGAUUGACAUUUGGUCGUUGGGAUGUGUGGUAUUGGAGAUGUUUGCUGGAAAAAGGCCAUGGUCGAAUGAAGCUGCCAUCAGUGUUAUUUACAAGACCGGCAAGGAGAAGUUGGCGCCACCUAUUAGUGAAGACAUCAAGAAGUGUGUGUCGUCACAAGCAGUUGAUUUCAUCAACAAGUGUUUCACGAUUGAUCCGACAGAACGACCAACUGCUUCACAGCUACUCACCCACGAGUUUGUGAAUUCCGACUACGAUUUCAGUUUUGAGACUACAAAGUUGGCUGAGAUUAUCAAGUUUAAUAGCAGACGUAUGUAAGUAAGUAAGUAAGUAAGUAAGUAUGUGUGUAUGUACAGGAGGGAAAGAUCUAGUUAAUCUUCAAUUCGUUUAUACGUAAAACCGUUUGGAAGUUUUCCACUUGGAAAGUCUUGACUCUUCUUUGUCUCUGUUUUGUUCUUGUGACUUGGUACUUUGGUUCUCGUGUGAUUUCAACAACGUUGGCCUUUAGCAGGUACAAGCUGCUGUCGAUCCCAUUUGGUUCAGUGUAUGUGUAGCUUGGACUUCCUAAGGUGGUGACAUCGUUCAAGACUAAUUCGUCUCCGAUUUCUGCGUUCUUGAGCUUAUAGUUCAAGUAGAUCAAGUCUCCCUUGGUUACCAAGUAGGGCAUGUUGUGAAGUUUGAAGAUGGCGUAUAAAUGUUGAUUCCCAUUGGAGUUAAUUUUCAAGGACGAAAGUGGGGACACCGCUGUGGUUGCUUGUGCGGCGGAUUGUGUAGCUGUGGAGUACAUGCGAGGGAGCAUACGAGGGAGCAUGCGAGGAACCACACAUGGUCUCAAUGACCUUAUGGAAGCGAACAUAUUUGGUAUAGCACUUGCUUAUCCGUAUUGGC
Spathaspora passalidarum NRRL Y-27907 is the source of this 4353-nucleotide messenger RNA. RefSeq names its product mitogen-activated protein kinase kinase kinase (gene BCK1). Bases 1 to 3783 code for a protein of 1260 amino acids. Gene Ontology annotation, molecular function: ATP binding; protein kinase activity. The record is from RefSeq and is a predicted model, not a curated record. Gene Ontology annotation, biological process: protein phosphorylation. The transcript has 2 exons. NCBI's taxonomy places the organism in Eukaryota, Fungi, Ascomycota, Pichiomycetes, Serinales, Debaryomycetaceae.